Molecule: messenger RNA, 3875 nt
Organism: Austrofundulus limnaeus
Lineage: Eukaryota; Metazoa; Chordata; Actinopteri; Cyprinodontiformes; Rivulidae
Gene: lrch2
Product: leucine-rich repeats and calponin homology (CH) domain containing 2
Exons: 21
Coding region: 152-2395 (747 amino acids)
Cellular component (GO): cytoplasm
Molecular function (GO): protein binding
Source: RefSeq, a predicted model, not a curated record
CCGCAGAAGCCCAUCCCCUAGCGGUCCGUCCGGGUGAGUGCAGCCUGCGUGUGCGCAUGGGCGGAGUAGACGGCGGCCGCUGCGCGCUGGUUUUAUUCUAGGAGGAAUUUCUUCUCUUUUUUUCUUCUUUUUUUUUUUUUUUUGAACGAAAAUGGCGUCUGGUCAGGGAGGUGUGGGAGCUGUCACCGCGCUGCAAAGCCAUCACGAGUACCCCGGCGGACCUCACUGGAGCCCGGCUGUCAGCCAGUACCAGCACCAGCAGCACCAGCAGCAGCAGCAGCACCACACCGCCCGCAGCCUAGACCGGGCUCUGGAGGAUGCCGUCAGCUCGGGGAUCCUGAACCUGAGCGGCAGAAAGCUGAGGGAGUACCCGGGGAUGAGCUACGACUUGACGGACACCACACAAGCAGAUCUAUCAAAGAAUCAUUUGACAGAAAUCCCCCCAGAACUGUGUCUGUUCGCCCCCCUGGAGUCUCUCAACCUCUACCACAACUGCAUCAAAUGCAUCCCAGAAGCCAUCAUCAAUCUACAGAUGCUGACCUAUCUUGACAUCAGCCGAAAUCUUCUGACAGUUUUGCCAAAAUACCUGUUCAGCCUCCCCCUCAAAGUCCUGCUCGUGAGCAACAACAAGCUCGUCUCCGUUCCCGAUGAGAUUGGAAAGGCCAAAGAGCUGAUGGAGCUGGAUGUGAGCUGCAACGAGAUCCAGGUCCUGCCAGCUCAGGUGGGGAGGCUCCAAGCCUUACGGGAGCUUAACGUCAGGAAGAACUGUCUUCACAUGUUGCCUGAGGAGCUGGCUGAUCUGCCCCUCAUUCGACUUGACUUCUCCUGCAAUAAGAUCACAGAGAUUCCUCCUGCUUUUAGGAAACUCAGGCAACUUCAGACCAUCGUCUUAGAUAACAACCCUAUGCAGUCUCCACCUGCACAGAUUUGCUUGAAGGGCAAAGUGCACAUAUUCAAAUACUUGAACAUCCAAGCUUGUAGAGUGGACAAGAAACCAGACACGCUGGAUCUGCCCACCCUCAGCAAACGCUGCCUUCCACAGCCUCUCACCGAUAGCAYGGAAGAUUUCUAUCCAAGCAAGAACCAUGGGCCUGACUCUGGAAUUGGUAGUGACAAUGGAGACAAGAGGCUGUCAACAACAGAGCCUUCAGACGACGACACCGUCAGCCUCCACUCCCAAGUUUCAGAGACAGCCCGUGCUGAUGCCCUUUCYUUACUCUCCAAAAUGGACUCUUGCAAAGAUCAGGAUCUCUGUGACUUUAUAGAGCCCAACCCCGAUGAGGAUCCUGCUCUGUCAGAGUGUGAUGGACAGCAAAGCAGUCAUGUGUCUUGCAUAAAGGAACUGGAGAAAGUUCUUAGCAUGUCUCAACAAUGUAAAGAUAAAGACAGCUGGAAGGAGGAGUCAGGUUCUGAUAAGGACCAGCUUGCCGAGGAGGAAGAUGAUGAGCUGAAAGAAGUGCUGGAUCUGAGGAAAAUCGCUGUCCAGCUUCUGCAGCAGGAACAGCAAAACAGACGACGAUCCUUAAUUUGCAGAGCAGAGAGUCUUAUUCACCGACGGAGAGUGACCGGCAGGGCACACAGAUUUCUGAGUCACUCUGGGAGCUCCAGCAGCAAACGACUGCCACCUCAGACUGUUCGUAGUGCUUCUUUGGAUGAAGGAAGUAGCGGAGCAUCAGUGCUGAGUGGACAGCCUUCAUCCUCCUGUUCCUUUGAUGGAAGCUUGAAGGCUGAACAAUCAGACUCGGAGCCAAGGUGGCCUGAAGUGCCACCAGUUCUAAAUCAGAAUGAGGACCGCAGGCGGAGCAAGUACCUGAGAAAAGACUACCUAAAAUAUAAGUGUCAGACUGCUCGUAAAAGCUCCAGCGGUGGUGAUGACUGUGAGGAGAGUUUACGCUAUGCAGAUUUCAGCACCACUUUGACAGUGUUUGGACUGAAGCCAAGAUCAGCCUUCACCAAAGGAAACCGUCAGGACAUCAGCUCAACAGACCCCAGCUUCACCAUGAGGAGGAAGAUGGAGCAUCUAAGGGAGGAGCUGGAGCAGAUAGGACUGUUACGACAGAACAUCGAGUCCAGACUGAAGGUGUUGCUUCCAGAUGAUGUCGGCGCUGCUCUGAUGGAUGGAGUGGUCCUCUGCCAUUUAGCUAAUCACAUUUCCCCUCGUUCUGUUGGCAGCAUUCACGUCCCAUCGCCUGCAGUACCAAAGCUGAGCAUGGCAAAGUGCCGCAGGAAUGUCGAGAACUUCCUGGAUGCUUGCAAGAAGCUCGGUGUCCCACAGGACAAACUGUGUCUGCCCCAUCACAUCCUGGAGGAGCGCGGCCUGGUGAAGGUCGGCGUGACGGUCCAGGCUCUGCUGGACCUGCCCGCGUCCAGGUCCACUCAUCUGUCGACUGUUUGACUCGAGCGGAAACGCUGCAUGUGUCCURCAGUCACAUAGCCUAUCUCUCUUCUCAGACUAAAUCUGCACACCUCUGCAGGGACUAAAUACCCCCCCCCCCCCCCUCCCCCGUCUGAGUGAAGCCCCAAUGGCUGGUGGUUUAUUAACAGUCUGCUUCUGCCUGACUGAAACAGGAGACGGCGUGAGGAGGAGCCUCCUUUUAUGACGUCAGGUGGAAGCAAAUUUGUCAUAUUAUCCCUUGUGUUGUGUACCUUGUUACUGGGGACMCCUUGUUUGUGUGUGUGUGAUUCUUGAGCUGCAGCGUGACCGCAGGUUUCUUAAAAACACUUAUGCCUCUUCCUUCCAGCUGUAAUUAAUGACUCUGUAAGUGACUGCACGUUCCCGGCGUUACACAGGACUGCGCUGAGUUCGCAGAGAUGUAACUCACGUUUUCACUUUUUUGCAACAAAGUUGUGUUUGUUCUAUGGCCACACGUUUCAAGUCAUAAAAGGAGCGUGACUUAUUAUUUUUUUUAUUUGCAGUGAGCUGCAUUUCAGCAUCUCCUCUGCUUUGCUUGAAGAGAAGAUGAAGAAGAAGCAAAGCGUUGAGUUCCUGGUGUUGUUUUUUUUUUAUUUUUUAUUUUUUAAACUCGACCAGGUUUGCUGAGCUUCUGUCUGGCUUUUUCAGCAAUCUUUAAACCUCCUUACGAGUUGUGAACUUCUUUUUUUCACAACCCUUUUGUACGCACCAAGGGAUGUGACAUCAGACCACUGUGAUAACACACUUUGAUUUAUGCCAAAAGCAUGACAUAUUUGUAGCUUUUUCAAUAAUGUUUAAUUUAUUUUUAAAAUGGUGUCAUGCAUUUYUCAUCAUAUUUUGCCACUUAUUACUUGCCAUGCCUGCAAAGACCACAGUAUUUACUGCAGUUAGAUUUUUUUUAAUAUAACCUCAAUUGAAAUGCCAAUAUUGUACUUUCUAUCCAUGUAUGAUGGUCCUUUGGAUCAGAAAGAGCAUCUUUAUGCAAAUCUUUCAUACUCAGCCUGGUGAUAUUUUUUAUACGAUCCCCCUGCUGUUCAAGGUUUCUCCUACAGUUUAUUAUUUUUUAGUGAAAGUGGUUUUUUUUACUUGUUUUAUUGCCCUUGGGUCAAGAUGACCUACAAGGCUCCAGUGUUAAAGUUGAGGUCUCGCAGGUCUUUUUGACCCAAGGGCAGCAGGUGGCUGAACUCAACCUUAUGUAGCUGAACAUCUGUCUUUCUUGGGUGUUUUUCUGAAUGCUGCUGGCUUCUCUGUCAAUGAGAAAACGCCGCUGAACUGCAGCUUGAGAAUCACUUAGUAAGCCAACAAAACACAGAUAAACAUUCAUCCAAAAUGGCAGCUCAUGCAAACCCCCACAAAUAAAUAAAAUAACUGUGACGUUCUCUAAAAAGCACGAAAUUAGRCACAAAUGGUGAAAAAAAUUACGUCUUAGUCAUUUGUAAUAAAUCAUUUAAAUAACAAACAA